UUUAAUUGUUCGUGAUUAUCUCAAUUCUCAUAGAUAACCCAAACAAAGAAGAAAAAGAAGUCUAGGAAAGAAACUUAUCGACGCUCGAUUAUCUGGAUUUUCACUUUGUUGGUUAAUGUAAUAUUUUCUGUUAAAGCUCUAAAGCAGAGAAACAGAGCUACAUUUUAGAAGUUUGAGUAUCCAAAAUUCCAAAUUGCAUUAACUUUUUUUAUUUCUCCACAUUGCUCCUAUGGAGAAGAUAAGAUCGGAUAAGUUAACUCUUGUAUUGGUUAAUAUAGCUGGUAUAAUGGAGAAAGCUGAUGAAGCUUUGUUACCUAAUGUUUAUACUGAAAUUGGCAAAGAUUUGCAUACUGAUCCAACUGGUCUUGGUUCUCUUACUCUUUUUAGAUCAUUAGUUCAAUGUCUUUGUUAUCCAUUAGCUGCGUAUCUUUCUACUCGUCGUAACAGAGCUCACGUCAUUGCUUUUGGUGCUUUUCUAUGGUCUGCUGCAACUUUCCUUGUUGCCAUCUCCACCUUCACUCAGAUAGCGAUUUCGAGAGGAUUGAAUGGAAUAGGACUUGCAAUAGUCACACCAGCAAUUCAAUCUUUAGUUGCUGAUUCAACUCAUGAAAGUAAACGUGGUACUGCUUUCGGAUGGUUAGAACUAACAUCAAGUUUUGGAUCGAUUGUUGGUGGGACUAUGUCUGUGCUGAUUGCUGAAACAUCAUUCAUGGGAAUCGCGGGCUGGAGAAUCUCCUUUCAUCUGGUUGGUAUUAUUAGUGUUCUUGUCGGUUUGCUAGUCAAUUUCUUUGCCAACGAUCCACGAUCUGUUGGAAGUAAGAAAAAUCAGCCUCAAGUAAAACCAUUUCAAGAAGAAAUUAGUGAACUGAUAAAAGAAGCGAAAGCAGUUACAAAAGUUCCAUCCUUUCAAAUACUUAUCGCUCAAGGGGUUUCCGGGAUGUUCCCCUGGUCAGCAUUGUCAUUUGCCACAAUGUGGUUGGAGCUUAUCGGAUUCUCUCACAAGACGACAGCACUUCUCAGUACUUUGUUUCAAGUUUCUCAGUCACUUGGCGCGUUGUUUGGAGGAUUCAUGGGGGAUGUAUUGGCUAAGCGUUCGCCUAAUUCUGGUAGGAUUAUACUCUCUCAGAUUAGCACUGGAUCAGCAAUACCUUUAGCUGCAAUUUUGCUGCUGCUAUUGCCUAAUGAUCCUAAAACAGCUACGUUGCACGGUAUAGUCUUGGUCAUCACGGGAUCAAUCAUAUCAUGGUGUGGUCCAGCGACAAACAAUCCAAUAUUUGCUGAGAUAGUUCCUGAGAGAGCUCGAACAAGCAUAUAUGCUCUGGAUCGAUCUUUUGAGACCAUAAUAUCGUCUUUUGCUCCAUUGGUGGUUGGUUUGUUAGCUCAACAAGUUUUUGGUUAUAAGCCAAUCGCGGAGGGAUCAACAGGCUCACAAGAGAUUGAAACAGAUAGACAAAAUGCUGCAUCACUUGCUAAGGCAUUGUACACUGCAAUAGGCAUUCCAACGGUCAUCUGUUGCAUAAUCUAUUCCUUCCUAUAUUGCACAUAUCCACAAGAUAGGGAUCGAGUCCGGUUGCAGAUGAUUGAAGAAACAGACAACUCUCCAUCCGAAGAACAACAGCCCUUACUCGAGCACGAUGAGGGCAAAAUUCAUUCAGCAAUGUAGUUAGUAACAAACGUACUUCUUGAUAUGUUGUUUGUAUUAUUAAAAUCGAAACAGAGAAUAAAGGGAAAGUAACAAAAGUAAACAUGAAUUUCAAGUGGA
Messenger RNA from Solanum pennellii, 1762 nucleotides. RefSeq lists its product as uncharacterized. Gene Ontology annotation, biological process: transmembrane transport. The transcript has 3 exons. The record is from RefSeq and is a predicted model, not a curated record. Bases 230 to 1663 code for a protein of 477 amino acids. Gene Ontology annotation, cellular component: membrane. Lineage: Eukaryota; Viridiplantae; Streptophyta; Magnoliopsida; Solanales; Solanaceae. Gene Ontology annotation, molecular function: transmembrane transporter activity.